This is a messenger RNA of Asparagus officinalis (garden asparagus), 2461 nucleotides long. RefSeq names its product calcium-dependent protein kinase 26-like. The record is from RefSeq and is a predicted model, not a curated record. Gene Ontology annotation, biological process: protein autophosphorylation; intracellular signal transduction; peptidyl-serine phosphorylation. NCBI's taxonomy places the organism in Eukaryota, Viridiplantae, Streptophyta, Magnoliopsida, Asparagales, Asparagaceae. The coding region runs from base 394 to 2058 and encodes 554 amino acids. Gene Ontology annotation, molecular function: calmodulin binding; calcium/calmodulin-dependent protein kinase activity; calcium-dependent protein serine/threonine kinase activity. The transcript has 7 exons. Gene Ontology annotation, cellular component: nucleus; cytoplasm.
CAACAUCUUCCUCUGUUUUCCUUCCACUACUCACUCUCUCCUCUCUCACCCUCUGCCCCAUAAAAAUAUCUAAUUUUAUGGCGAAAAUUUGAAUUAUUUAUUCCAUUUUGUUUCAAUUUUAGGCAAUGGAUUGAUCCUCAUCAAGAAAUUUCCUCGAAGGAUGGAAUCUGCUCCUCUCUCUUAAAUUCAGUCAUUGGUCAGCUCAGAUCUCGGUUUAUUGUUUUUUAGGGUUUCGGUCAAAGUCAAGAAUUUAGGGGUUCCUAGAUUCGGCAGCGAGUUCCACGCAAGAAUCUGUUCUUUGCUCAAAGAUCGGUGCUUUGCUCGAUUCUUGAGGUUAACUCGCGUAACCCUAGCUUGUUGUUUUCUCAAUUUCGAUGAGAUAAAGUUCGUUUCAUGGGCAAUACAUGCCGUGGAUCUGUAAGGAGCAAGAACUUUCAGUACUCCGAGCCCGCGGAUCGCGCAGUCUCUAAGAGAAGCAACAAUCACGCAGCAAACAAUUCAUCUUACGAUUCUAAUUCCGUUGAUCGAGAUCAGUUAGCUGAAGCCCAGCCCAAAGACAACCCCAAUCCCAAGAGCCCACGCUCCGUCAUGAGGCGGGGCGUCGAUCCGGGGACCAAUGCGGUCCUCGGCCACAAAACGCCUAGUAUUCGGGACCUCUACACUCUCGGCCGCAAGCUUGGUCAAGGCCAGUUUGGUACUACUUACCUUUGUACUGAAAAUUCUACUGGAAUUGAUUAUGCUUGUAAGUCUAUAUCGAAAAGGAAGCUCCUGUCGAAGGAGGAUGUUGAGGAUGUGAGGAGAGAGAUUCAAAUUAUGCACCAUUUGUCGGGACAUAAGAAUGUGGUGACCAUUAAAGGAGCCUAUGAGGACUCUUUAUAUGUGCAUAUUGUGAUGGAGCUUUGUGCAGGUGGAGAGCUUUUCGAUAGGAUUAUACAUAGAGGGCAUUAUAGUGAGCGGAAGGCAGCAGAGAUCACAAAGAUCAUUGUUGGGGUUGUGGAGGCGUGCCAUUCGCUUGGGGUGAUGCACAGGGAUCUCAAGCCGGAGAAUUUCUUGCUGGUUGAUAAGGACAAUGAUUUGUCGCUCAAGGCAAUUGAUUUCGGGCUCUCGGUGUUCUUCAAACCUGGUCAAAUCUUCACAGAUGUAGUUGGGAGUCCUUAUUAUGUAGCACCUGAGGUUCUAUGCAAGCGUUAUGGACCAGAAGCUGAUGUCUGGACAGCUGGUGUGAUACUUUACAUUCUGUUGAGUGGCGUACCACCUUUCUGGGCAGAAUCACAACAAGGGAUAUUUGAUGCUGUUUUGAAGGGAGUCAUUGAUUUUGAUUCAGAUCCUUGGCCUGUGAUAUCUGACAGUGCUAAAGAUCUUAUCAGAAAAAUGCUUUGUUCUCGUCCUUCGGAGAGACUAACGGCUCAUGAAGUACUAUCUCAUCCCUGGAUUUGUGAAAAUGGAGUUGCUCCUGAUCGUGCUUUGGAUCCUGCUGUCCUCUCUCGCCUCAAGCAAUUUUCAGCCAUGAAUAAGUUGAAGAAGAUGGCUUUACGAGUAAUAGCUGAAAGCCUUUCAGAGGAGGAGAUUGCUGGAUUAAGAGAGAUGUUCACAUCAAUGGACACUGACAACAGUGGUGCAAUCACAUUUGAUGAGCUGAAGGAAGGUCUGAGAAGAUAUGGUUCUACAUUGAAGGAUACAGAGAUACGGGAUCUUAUGGAUGCAGCUGAUGUGGACAACAGUGGUACGAUUGACUAUGGGGAGUUUAUUGCUGCGACAGUACAUCUUAACAAAUUGGAACGUGAAGAGCAUUUGGCAGCAGCUUUUAAAUAUUUUGACAAGGAUGGAAGUGGUUACAUCACUGUUGAUGAGCUUCAACAAGCUUGCAAAGAGCAUAACAUGGAAGAUGUUCUUCUUGAGGAUAUCAUCAAGGAAGUUGAUCAAGAUAAUGAUGGCCGAAUUGAUUAUGGGGAAUUUGUCGCUAUGAUGCAAAAGGGCAAUAUGGGCAUCGGAAGGAGGACCAUGAGAAACAGUGUGAAUAUAAGCAUGAGGGAUGCACCAGGAGCCCGAGUUUUAUAAAAUUCUUACUGCUGUACAGGUUGUUUAAGAUAAUUUAUCAGCUUUCCCUCUUACCAUUCUCUCCCAUUUUGUAUUAUGGUAUAGAGAGAGAAUUUCAUUGUAUAAUUUAUUUUUGUCAGAUAUUGGCAUUGUUGUACUCCUACUGCCGCGCUAAUGAAGGAAGUUUCUUGUAUGCAUUGCAAAUAUGGAGGAAAGUAUCAUGCGCAUAGGGCCCUCUACUUUAAGAGUGCCCCUCUGUUUUCACUUUGCUUGCACCAGUUGAGCCCCAUCCGCAGUGCAUUCAAGAGUAUCAAAUUGAUGCGUGAGCAGUCCCAUGCUGAAGAAUUCUUUAUAACCAAGGUGUUUUUUUUUUCAUAUUUGUCCCUUACAUCUUUAGUAUUUUGAAAAUUAGCUCUUCAAAUCA